GCGGGUCUCUGUUAUGGAAACUUGCGUCUUGAUACCUAGAGAAUUCUCCUUGGUCCUCACCAACGAUCAGUCGUCCUGCAAGAACCUCUUCAAGAAUGACUCGGGUACGCUGGUUACGGAUUUAAGAAUUUCGGUAUGGACGAAUGUGUUCAUCCCGUCGGGAACCCUCAUUUACCCGUUUCAAGGAUCAAUCAGAUUCGACAAGAUCGACCUUUACUCCCUCCUCGAUGACAAUGAUAUCAGACGCGAAUACGGCUGCUACGACGAGGUCUUCUUCUCCAACUACAAUCUUAACAAGCGUCAGUGCAAUUGGAUAAGGUUCCUCCGUAUUGUGCAGUCGUACGAUGAGCAAGUUAAUCUGAUCGGGACAAAGGUAAAAGGUGAGCCUAUAUUUGAAGUGAUAAAGGACGUUCAACCGGACACAGAACUGGUGGCUUGGUUCCUGCCGGCGACGCAGCAGGAUUUCGUUAUUAUCUCGCACGAUGUGUGCUCCAGAUCGGCUAUCUACAGGUGUACGAUCGACUCUAUCUUGGACGAAUCGCCGUUGGAUUUGUCGAUGACGUUACUCGCUCAUCAUUCGCUACCACCGAUAUCACAUUCUUAUUACGAAGUGGAUGAGUACGAAUCGACGUCGGAGGAAUCUUCAUCAUCAACGCUGUCAUUGGCCGGCGAUCACCUCGAUUGCAGCAUCUUGACGACGAUUAAGAGAGGAGAAAGGGUUUUAUUGCCCUGCGAAGUCUGCGGCAAAUCCUUCGAUCGGCCGUCGCUCCUGAAACGACAUAUGAGAACACACACAGGGGAGAAACCACAUGUCUGCAUGGUGUGCAACAAGGGUUUCUCAACCUCGAGCUCGCUCAACACGCAUAAGCGCAUCCACAGCGGCGAAAAACCUCAUCAGUGCCUUGUCUGCGGUAAGAAGUUCACAGCUUCGUCGAAUCUCUACUAUCAUCGGAUGACUCAUAUCAAGGAGAAACCGCACAAAUGUUCGCAAUGUUCGAAGUCAUUCCCGACACCAGGUGAUCUGAAGAGUCACAUGUACGUGCACAACGGGCUGUGGCCCUUUAGAUGUCACAUUUGCAGUCGUGGUUUCAGCAAGCCGACCAACUUGAAGAAUCACAUGCUGCUCCAUUUAGGUAGAUGCUCGAAUAAGAAGUACAUUAAAUCCAUUCCCGAUUUGUGACUGAAUGUCAACUCGUAACGGCUUCGUAAAAAAGUUUGAGAAUCGCUGGCGUAGACAUAUGUAAGUAUACGAAUAACGUGCCAUUAAAUCGGUCAAACAUGCGA
Linepithema humile (Argentine ant) is the source of this 1284-nucleotide messenger RNA. Its product is annotated as zinc finger protein 664-like. Gene Ontology annotation, molecular function: DNA-binding transcription factor activity, RNA polymerase II-specific; RNA polymerase II cis-regulatory region sequence-specific DNA binding. The record is from RefSeq and is a predicted model, not a curated record. NCBI's taxonomy places the organism in Eukaryota, Metazoa, Arthropoda, Insecta, Hymenoptera, Formicidae. Gene Ontology annotation, biological process: regulation of DNA-templated transcription.